AUGAUAUGAAGCGUCGUAACUGUCCUGUUAUGAAACUAGGUAGGAGGAUCAAAUAGAGGACAAUUUCGACUCGUUCACUGUCACUGUCUAUCAUACAUAGUCUAAGCCUUUUUUUUUUACACGACUUCUACAACUUCGUCUGGUAUCGUCGGGUGCCGGCUUUGUUGAUACUUACAUCAACUAGUAUUCCGAUUGUACAAGGGCAACAUCCUGCUUUCUCCAUGUUCGAUCGAUAAAAUUUCACCGUCGACCUCGUUUCUUCCGCUAUUUACCACUUAUUUUUGUCAAAUUCAAACCCCUAUUCUUUGCUCCCGAUCCCACUUCAACUUUGCUGCUUGACUUCCUUCUCUUCCUGCAUAUCCUUCUAGUCAAGGGCACGGUGAGCCGCAACGGCUGUUUUCAAUGGAUCCUUUAUUGCUGGAUCAAUGCUCCGAAGUACACGCUGUUCUACUUCGAAAUGAUGCCAACGCUGAAACGCGAAGGACGCACUUUCGAGAGUCCGCAGAUUCUUACCUAUUCCGUUGCAAACUUCGCGAUUUUAUACGCCUUGUUGAUGCUUCGCAGCUUCAAGGAAUUGCACGUGGGCCGGAGAAUCACGAUAGAUACGAUGAUUUAUGAUUUGAUAGUGAUUCAUCAUCUUUCGCAUAGUGAGGCAUCCAAAUCUUCGAAAAGUACAACCUGAAAUGUAUAAAUAUAAUUAUAUAAAUUUAGAUUGCGGUGGUAGUGGUUUGUUCUUCUUCAUUUGUCGCAUACGGACAUGGCCUGGCACGUGACGAUGGAUUUCGUCGAUGUACUGCACAUGUUUGACUUCGCCCAGCCAGAUGAAGCGCAGAUUUUGGAUGAGAAUUCGGGUUCCGGAGGCAUCUCAGAG
This is a messenger RNA of Amoebophrya sp. A25, 871 nucleotides long. The record is from the annotation of a GenBank genome assembly. NCBI's taxonomy places the organism in Eukaryota, Dinophyceae, Syndiniales, Amoebophryaceae.